Molecule: messenger RNA, 483 nt
Organism: Cylicostephanus goldi
Lineage: Eukaryota; Metazoa; Nematoda; Chromadorea; Rhabditida; Strongylidae
Source: the annotation of a GenBank genome assembly
AUGGGUGAGGGUGGUUUACGGUGGGUUCCUGGGUUGAUUCUCGCACUAAGCUCCGUUAGAAAAACAAGUGUCACAACGCAGACAGUAAGCCUGAACAGCGGAAAAGUUAUGCUUGUUUGUCGAUAUAGGCUAGUAUUCGAUUUCGGAACUCUAAAUCUGUUCCUGGUGAACGAAGCAAUACGAAGAUGGAGAGUAGCUCUCGACGAGAUCAAUGAUAAAUACGCUCGUUUCCGUUAUAAUAUCCCUGACGAGGCCACAGAGUCCUGUACCGUAUCUGAAAAGAAAAGCUGUGAGAAAAGCUGUAUGACGUCAGAAUGCCAGGAGACUCAGAAGACUAAUACGAGGAACGACUCGGUCAUGUGCACAGGAACCCCUACCAAAUUAACAGUAAGCGGGGUAAAAUGCAUUACAUCAAAAUGUUCAUUGGAAAUGAACUAUUUGUUCAAUUUCAGCUCGAUUCGGAACCAAGUCGCAGGUCCUUAA